Messenger RNA from Suillus bovinus, 2865 nucleotides. RefSeq lists its product as uncharacterized. The transcript has 9 exons. The record is from RefSeq and is a predicted model, not a curated record. Gene Ontology annotation, cellular component: nucleus; SWI/SNF complex; nuclear chromosome. Gene Ontology annotation, molecular function: transcription coregulator activity; zinc ion binding. Gene Ontology annotation, biological process: regulation of transcription by RNA polymerase II; chromatin remodeling. Lineage: Eukaryota; Fungi; Basidiomycota; Agaricomycetes; Boletales; Suillaceae. The coding region runs from base 1 to 2865 and encodes 954 amino acids.
AUGCCCAGCAUCGGCGGCAUGGGUAAUCUUGGCUCGGUGAACAUGAAUGCCAACACUAUUGGCGGUUUAGGAGCCGGCGGUAGCAUGCUAGGCGGAGCGGGGGGAGGUCUUAUGGGCCCCCCUGUGAUCCCUCAAUCCAUGCAGCGACCAGAAAGAGACCAGAUAAGUAUACCUCCAACAUCUGCUGCACCGUUUAUGGGUCAGAGUCUUGAUAACACCGGUGUCCAGGGAUUGGGAAAUAUGGCUGGUGGCAUGGGUGGGAUACCGCGGCAACAAUCCCAACCGCCAAUCAACGCACACCAGCAAUCCCCUGCCCGUCAAAUACCCCCAGGCCACCGCUCCCCCAUGCCUCUUGUUCGCAAAGCCGGGGAGAUACCUGCCACUCCGGCGCUUUCCGGCACCCCAAACCCCGCCGCACCACAUCCAAGCGCAGCUGCGGUCCCGAAACUCCCCCCUCAUCUUGCAGGGCUCAAUCCCGCUGUAACCAAGAUCUCGUUAAUUCCCUAUACCGUACACCCGAAACCCGAAGCAACCACCGAUGGCGAAGAUGAGAAGGUGCCUGUUGAAGGUGCGACUGAUUCCGAAGAUGCUGUAAAAUUGCUGACCCCAUCGGAGAUCAUCAUGUUGAAGGAAAUCAUGAAACGUGAUACAGCAUACGAUGCACUACACCGUACCAAACAAGCACGUAUGGCCCAGGAGUUGCGCACGCAUGGUCCAGCGUCGCGAAGUGCCUGGUGGGAACGUGAUUAUGUUCAGACCAUGGGCAUGAACCGUAGGCCCGAACGUUUCGAUGUGAGAUAUCCAAGGGCACCCAAUGCGGACCGGGGCUCGAAUAUCAAUUCGAGGAAGAAGGGUGUGAGGAGAGAAGGCAUUCGGAUUCCUAGGAAACUUCCACCUCAGCUGGCCAACCGCCCUGAACAACUCGUGCCGAUCAGACUCGAGUUCGAUGUGGAGCAUCAUAAGAUGCGCGAGACCUUUGUAUGGAAUCUGAAUGAUCCUGUCAUCACUCCUGAGCAUUUUGCGCAGACGCUCAUUGAGGAUUAUGCACUGCCUCAGAGUUACCAUGGUGUCAUCACGAGAGCGAUUCAAGAGCAGCUGAGCGACUUCAGGGCUCAUAUUGCUAGCUUUCUUGAAGAUGAUGACCUGACCUUGGUGGAGCGGGGUAGUCUUGACGACGAGGACGUGAAAUGGUGGGAAUCAUGGCGCAAACGAUCACGGCAAGAAAGCGCAUUUACUCGCAGCAUAUCCUCGAGGAACCAACGUAAGCGACGCAAGGUGGCCUCAGUCACAGUCGAGGAAAGUGAUGCAUUUGAGACUGACAAGGAAAUGCCACACACCGUGGAUGAGAUCGAGGUUGAUGAGAAGAUAGUGCAUGAGGACUUACGGAUCUUGAUCAAGCUCGACAUUAUCGUCGGAUCUAUGAAGCUGGAUGAUCAGUUUGAAUGGGAUCUUGAAAAUGUGGAUGCUUCCCCUGAGCAAUUCGCUGACGUGUAUGUCAAGGAGUUGGGCCUUGGUGGGGAAUUCAAAACGGCCAUCGCGCACUGCAUACGCGAACAAGUUCAAAUUUAUCAAAAGUCGCUGUUCCUCGUCGGUCACCCCUCAGAUGGUUCUACUGUUCAAGACGAUGACCUGCGCAUGUCUUUCCUGCCCAGCCUCGCAUCUGGUGCUAGAGCAAUGGAUCAAGUACCAUCGUUUACACCACAGCUCAACUUUUACAGUGACGGAGAGAUCGAACGUAGUGAGAAAGAGAGGGAGAAGGAGCUCACCAAACGCAGGAAACGGAAUACUCGAGGACGUCGAGGUAUCGCUUUGCCAGAUCGGGAGCCUAAUCGCACGUACCGCACACCUGCCUUGGGUUUCCCAGAGCUGGAUGCCGCAACCCUUGCGUUGGCCGCCGCGAAUGCACCAACUUCGAGACGUGCUGCGGCCGCGGCUGCUUCUCUCACGAUUGCCAACAUGGUCGCCUCAGAAAAUGGCACAAGCAUCAUGCCGCUGCAGCUGCCUCCCCAGCAGAUCAUAUCUACUGCUGUUACUACUGGAAAAGAGAAGAAACCGAAAGGGUUGUUCAAGGCACCAUCGUAUCCUUCUUCAGUCCUUCGACCUCGUGCUCAGGUCACUGCUCCCACGCCGUCGACAGCGGUUGAAUCGACAUCGAUGUUGCCUUCGUCGUUCCUCGAUACUGAAGCACCUGCCUCCUCAGUUAGUGUCCCUGCCCCAGAUUCGCGAGCUGUCGCAAAGAAGGCCAAGGAGCUCGAAAGGGAGGCUAAGGAAAAAGAGUUUGUCGAUGGACAGCAUGCUAAUGUAAUCAAUGGGGUGUGGCACUGCUCCAACUGCGGCUGUCCGGAGAGCGUUGCUAUCGGACGAAGAAAGGGUCCUUUGGGCGACAAGUCGCAAUGUGGCACAUGUGGCAAAUUCUGGCAUCGACACCGUAGACCCCGUCCUGUAACAUAUAACCAAGAUCCCGACUACCAUUUGAGCCUAAGGCGCGAAACAGAACAGGUCAAAGUCGGGGUGAAACGAAAAGGACGAGCGCCAAAUUCUCAGGUGGCUGCUGACGGCCAAGAUACUCCUAGUCGACAAAAAUCAGACCUCUCCGUUGAUAUCUCUACUCGAUUGCCUGUUCCAGCUUCGGAAGACGACAGAGCCAUGUCGCCAGUAUCCACUGCCUCUAGUGAUACAGAAGCUCCUCUUGCCCAACGCGUCACAAAAAUCAACGGCGUCAAUCACGCAGGACUUGCGUCGUCGUCUGGGACUACUCCUCCAACAAACGGGAUUGUGCGUCCCAAAUCACCCACGGAAAGUAGUGCUCCAAUUUCAAACGGCUCAUACGUGAGCGUUUUUCCUCUGAGACCAGGAUCUUAUUGA